Vespula vulgaris is the source of this 1812-nucleotide messenger RNA. RefSeq names its product gustatory receptor 5a for trehalose-like. The coding region runs from base 264 to 1724 and encodes 486 amino acids. The transcript is spliced from 12 exons. NCBI's taxonomy places the organism in Eukaryota, Metazoa, Arthropoda, Insecta, Hymenoptera, Vespidae. Gene Ontology annotation, cellular component: membrane. Gene Ontology annotation, biological process: sensory perception of chemical stimulus; detection of chemical stimulus involved in sensory perception of taste. Gene Ontology annotation, molecular function: taste receptor activity. The record is from RefSeq and is a predicted model, not a curated record.
ACUCAUCGCGAGAUUGUAUAUAGGAUAGAAACAAUACGUCCUAUAGACGUUCUGCGCUAUCAAACAAAUCUCCUAGUCUAUAUUUUAUCGUGUUCCCUGACAGAAGCGAUUAUUUCGACCCUUUCGAGUGGCGUAAGCAGAAGCGUAUACAUCGUGGGUCUUCCCUUUCAAAUAAUUUUUCGCUUUUCGAUACCUCUUUACGAAUUUCUAUCGAAUAUCUAAGAUCACGUAAAUUUCAAUGAAAUUACAAUGAUUACAACGAUAUGAAGUGCAAUUUGAAAAAAGAGAUUGAAUCAGCGAACAAGAUGCGAGCAACUUUUUGGACCGAUACAAAAUUACAUCGACCCGUCACGAUUCAUGUCAAAUCUCCUAAAAGCAAUCUACAAUUAAGUAGAUUCGAUACAUUGAAGACAGACGUAGAAAAUCCAGAAGUAUCCGAUUUGAACGUAUCUUUGGUGAACAAUUUUAAUCCGGCUACCGAUAGUUUUCACGCGUCGGUCAAACCAAUCAUUUUGUUGGCGAAUUGCUUUUCGAUGCUUCCAGUUUCCGGUGUCAACACUCCGGAUGCAUCUUAUCUAAAAUUUACCUGGUGUAGCCCAAAAUUAUUGUACACCAUCGCAUCCUUUUUAGGUGCAAUCGUUAUGACUAUAUUCAACAUUCUACAAUUCACUAAGACGGGCAUAAAUUCCAUGAAGACGACUAGUUUAGUUUUCUAUGGCACCUCUCUAAUCGCGUCUCUCCUCUUCCUGAAACUCGCCAAAUUAUGGCCUUGCUUGGCGUUAACGUGGGAAAAAAUCGAACGAGAGUUCAUGUUUAGACAUCGGAGAGUUUCUCGAAUAAGUCUAGCUGGUAGAUUUAAAUUAAUUACCGCCAUCGUGAUGACCCUCGCAAUGAUCGAACAUACUUUAUCUAUACUUAAGGGCUUCUCUUAUGCAAUGACAUGUGUAAAAUAUCGAAGUGAUUCCGACGUUAUCGCAGAAUAUUUUGAAUCGCAAUUCCCCCAGGUAUUCUCGCAAAUGUCCUACAGUUUAUGGAAAGCUAUAUUAGUGGACAUAAUUAACAUGUUAAGCACCUUCUCAUGGAACUUCGUCGAUCUUUUCUUGAUCCUCGUAAGCAUGGCUCUGGCAGAUCAAUUUCAACAAUUGAACAGUCGUCUUAAUUCCGUUAGAGGAAAGGCGAUGCCGGACUGGUGGUGGGCCGAGGCUAGAAACGAUUACAAUCAUCUGGCUAGUUUGACUAGGCGAGUCGAUUCUCAUAUUUCAACGAUCGUUUUUCUAUCGUUUGCGACCGAUCUAUACUUCAUUUGCAUCCAACUGUUAUUCUCUUUCAAUUUGCAACGCAGUCACAUACAGAAGAUCUACUUUUGUUUUUCCUUUGGAUUUCUUGUCACAAGGACCACGGCUGUAUCCUUGUAUGCAGCUUCUAUUAACGAUGAGUCGCGUUUGCCGGCACCGAUACUUUACAGCGUUUCGAGUGCCAACUAUUCUACAGAGGUAAUGAGAUUUUUGACACAAGUCACGACCGACAGUAUAAGCUUGACCGGAAUGAAAUUUUUUUCUGUUACGAGAGGCCUCGUCUUGACCAUUGCGGGUACUAUCGUCACAUACGAGUUGGUAUUGGUACAAAUAAACAAUAUACAACAAACGAUCCAGUCUAACAUAACGAACAUUUGCGAGGUGGACGAAGAACAAUUAUACAGCAAUGGGAGUACCGUUUUACUUUGAUCAUUUAUUCUGGCGGUCAAUAAGGUUACGGCACACGUUCGAAGAAUGAGAAAGGCAAAGGAACUGAAGAAGUAGAGGUUACUCAAAA